AUGUUCAUUAGGGCGACACUGGGUUUUGAGCAAGAUGUUAUGCGCCAAGCGGCGGAUCGACUCAACGAAGCCGAAAACAAAGCAUACCAGGACCAACAGCGCACCAAGAACCAUGCGCAGGCACCAGGAAUUUAUCACUCAGAGAUCUAUGCACCUGGUACCGAGUUCGUUCUCAUCCAGGCAAUGGCGCAGCUCAUGGGUGCUGUUGUCUGCGUACUGAACGAGAGUCUUACAGAAAGCAUAAAGGGGUUCUACAAGCUAAGAAAAGCUUACUUUGCGCUGGACGCAAUUUUGAAGAUGGAAGAGAAGUUCGUGCAAUCCAAACAGCUUGGAACUGCAAACACUCCCUCUCCGACCCCUUCAUUGAAAGGGGCAGACUCUUCUGUCAAAUCCUUGAAUCUCACCAAGGGUUUAUCUGAUCUGAACGUAAACGAUGUUGGCAGUAGCCCGGUAUCGAGCAGUACGAACACAUCAGAGGUAAUCAACCACGAUCCAGACUCCGACAUAUUCAAAAACCAGAUAGAUGUUUUUGUGCACUCCGGAGCCAACUUUUGCUACGGCGUUCUCCUCUUGCUCAUCUCCAUGAUUCCACCAGCAUUCAGCAGACUUCUCAGUAUUGUUGGCUUUCACGGUGACAAGGAACGUGCCCUAAGGCUGCUCUGGCAGGCUAGCAAAUUCCACAAUCUGCCAGGUGCAAUCGCGGCGCUAACGCUUCUGGGGUAUUACAAUGCAUUUGUCCGCUACUGCGAUAUUAUGCCUGAUGCCGUGUCCGGAAGCGAUGGAGACACUCAGGGCUACCCUCAAGAGAGACUCGAGGCCCUUCUGGCACGAAUGAGGGAACGUUUUCCUAAGAGCCAACUUUGGCUUCUUGAGGAAUCCCGUAUGAACGGCGCCAACCGCAGGCUUGACGUGGCCCUUGAGCUUUUGUGCACCGAGGUGCACAGCCCUCUGAAACAGGUUGAGGCACUAAAAAUUUUCGAGAAGAGUCUGAACGCAUUGUAUAUCCACAAAUACGAACUGUGCUCUGAGGCUUUCAUUGAGUGUGCUGAAAUCAACUCAUGGUCCCGCGCGUUAUAUUACUACAUUGCAGGAACAUGCCAUAUCAGUUUGUACAGAGAGCUUGCCACUACCGACCCGAAGAAAGCGAAAGAACAUGCAGAGACUGCCGUCAAACUCUUGCACAAAGCUCCUCAAUAUGCAGGGUCCAAAAAAUUCAUGGCGCGACAGUUGCCGUUCGAUAUAUUCGUCGUCCGCAAGAUCGCCAAAUGGGAAGCUCGAGCCAAAGAGUGGAACGUGCCGUUGAUAGACGCCGUGGGAGUUGAUCCUGUGGAGGAGAUGAUUUUCCUAUGGAACGGACAUAGCCGGAUGACACAGGCGCAGCUUGAAGAGUCCUUAAAAAGACUAUCAUGGUCCGAGAGCGAUGCGAACAAAACAUGGUCUCGUGAGGGGCCAGAAGAGAAGGGUAUUUACCAGCUCCUUCGUGCAGCAGUGCUGCGCUCGAUGCGGCGACACGACGAAGCAAAGGAUAUUCUCCAGGACUCGAUCUUCACCUUAGAUCGCUCGGUAUUCAAAGGCCGCCACAAGGACGACUGGGUGCAUCCAGUCGCACAUUUUGAGAUGGCGGCAAAUCUCUGGAUGGAGCGUCCAACAUAUAUUGCACAGCAUGGUGGACCAACGCCGAGGGAUUCCGAAGAGAAUCCAGAGCAGUUUGAGAGGGACCGAGUGCGGGAAUGCAAGGACAAUCUGCAGAAGGCCGCUCGUUGGGAGAGCUACGAGCAGGAGGCUCGCUUUGGGUUGAAGGUGACGGCCGCGCUGGAGGCUGUUGCCAAGUGGGAAAGCCAGCACUCAACCAAGCUGGAGUGAGAGUUGUAUAUAUAGAAGCUUGCGCGGUACAUUUGUUCAAUAGCAAUGAUAGACGAACCUCAGGAGCAGAC
This is a messenger RNA of Aspergillus nidulans FGSC A4, 1934 nucleotides long. Its product is annotated as TTC39/IML2 family protein. The transcript has 3 exons. NCBI's taxonomy places the organism in Eukaryota, Fungi, Ascomycota, Eurotiomycetes, Eurotiales, Aspergillaceae. The record is from RefSeq and is a predicted model, not a curated record. The coding region runs from base 1 to 1863 and encodes 620 amino acids.